This is a messenger RNA of Ricinus communis (castor bean), 633 nucleotides long. RefSeq lists its product as uncharacterized. NCBI's taxonomy places the organism in Eukaryota, Viridiplantae, Streptophyta, Magnoliopsida, Malpighiales, Euphorbiaceae. The transcript is spliced from 2 exons. The record is from RefSeq and is a predicted model, not a curated record. Bases 1 to 633 code for a protein of 210 amino acids.
AUGCCUAGGGGCGGAGGUAAGGAUGAGGUGGAUGCAUUGACAACCCUACAAGCUCAGAUUACUAACUUGACAAAGGAAAUAGACCUCAAGGUAGGGCAAAAGAAGGAGAACAAGGGUAAGACUAAGGUUGAUGAAGCCACACCUUACAUCAAUUUAAAGGAUGAUGCAUCAAUUUCCUCUAAUCAAGAAGAGCUUAUUAACGAAGACAAAGAGGAUGCUACUCCUCUACCACCGAAGAUCCCUUCAUUUGUUCCUCCCAUUCCAUAUCCUCAAAGUUUAAAGAGGCAUGUAGAUGCAAAGCAAUAUGCCAAAUACUUGGAGAUGUUCAAGAAGCUCCAAAUUAAUAUCCUAUUUGUGGAGGCUCUUGCCCAUAUGCCUAAUUAUGGGAAAUUUCUCAAGAAGCUCAUUUAUAACAAGAACAAAUUAGAGGAGUAUGACAGCAUCUCAGUGAUAGAAAAUUGUAGUGCAAUUAUGCUCAACCAAAUGCCACAAAAGCUUCAAGAUUCAGGGAGUUUUACUAGCUUGUGCACUAUUGGUAAUGUUGAAUUUAAGAAAGCUUUGCUAGAUUUAGGUGCAAGUAUUCAUCUUAUGCCUUUAUAUGUUUUUAAGAAGCUUGGACUAGGCGAAAUGUGA